Corylus avellana is the source of this 1557-nucleotide messenger RNA. It is a transcript of the gene CYP712A2, whose product is annotated as cytochrome P450, family 712, subfamily A, polypeptide 2. Gene Ontology annotation, cellular component: membrane. NCBI's taxonomy places the organism in Eukaryota, Viridiplantae, Streptophyta, Magnoliopsida, Fagales, Betulaceae. The record is from RefSeq and is a predicted model, not a curated record. Gene Ontology annotation, molecular function: iron ion binding; heme binding; oxidoreductase activity, acting on paired donors, with incorporation or reduction of molecular oxygen, NAD(P)H as one donor, and incorporation of one atom of oxygen.
AUGACCACCGCUUUUGAUUUCUCCGACUACUGCUACGUUUUCUUUGUCUGGAUAAUUGCAACUCUCUUGGUGAAUUCUUUCAUCGCCAACUUCCGCUCCAAUUCUCGCCGCCACCCACCAAGCCCGCCGGCCCUACCCAUCAUCGGCCACCUUCAUUUACUAAGUGCUAGACUCCCAACGUGCUUUGAAGCCCUAGCCAAGCGCUAUGGCCCUCUCAUGCAAAUAAGAUUUGGCUCGUCAACUUUCCUUGUUGUUUCCGACAUAUCCUUAGCGAAGGAAAUCUUGAAGACCCAUGAUGUUGAUUUUGCGUCCAAGUACGUGUUUGGUCCGCAACAUCAUUCGAUAUACAAAGACGAUAGUUUCAUAAACUGCCCAUAUGGCACAUAUUGGCGGUUCAUGAAGAAGCUAUGCGUGACGAGGUUGUUUGCGGGCCCACAGAUCGACCGGUUCAUGCAUAUCCGAGAGCAGGAGACGCUGAAGCUAUUGAAAUCGCUUAUAGAUCGGUCUAGUAAAGGGGAAGAGAGUGAUUUGAGUAUGGAGCUGUCGGCGUUGACCAACAAUCUGAUUUGUAGGAUGGCGAUGGGGAAGAAAUGGUCUGAAAAUCCUAAUCUGUCUUUGGAGAUUAGGAAUUUGGUUAGGGAGAUUAUGGGGCGUGGUGCAAAGUUGGGUUUUGCUGAAGUUUUUGGGCCUUUGAAGAGAUUUGACAUAUAUGGAUAUGGGAAGAAGCUUCGGGAGGCACUUUGGUCGUUUGAUGGGGUUUUGGAGCAGAUCAUGAAGGACUAUGAGAAAAAUGAGAUGAAGGGUAGUGGUGAAAAUGAAGAGAGAGAUGUGAUGUACAUAUUGUUGGAGACUUACAGAGACGAGAAUGCAGAGGUGAAGUUGACGAGAGAGCAAAUCAAGUUUUUCUUCUUAGAACUAUUUUUGGCGGGCGUUGAUACCACAUCAGCAGCCAUUCUGUGGGCCAUGACAGAGCUCAUCAACCAUCCCCAUGUGUCCAAGAAGCUAAGGGCUGAGAUUGAAUCAGUGGUGGGGUCCAGCAGGCUAGUCAAAGAAUCGGACGUCCCAAACCUCCCCUACUUGCAAGCAGUCAUUAAGGAAACCCUAAGAAUCCACCCACCAGGGGCGUUGCUUCGAAGACAAUGCAACCAAGAUUGCAAGCUGGGUGGGUUUGAUCUAAAGCAGGGAACCAAGAUUUUGAUCAACACUUACGCAAUCAUGCGGGACCCAAAAAUAUGGGAUGAACCGGACAAGUACGAACCGGAGAGGUUCUUGAACAACAACAAUUCAAGUGAUGAUCAUCAGGCUUUUGAACAGAUGGGAACCAAGGGCCAGGACUUCCGUUUCCUUCCAUUUGGAAGUGGGAGAAGAGCUUGCAUUGGCCAACCACAUGCCUCAAUAGUGCUGCACGCAACAAUCGGAUCUCUGAUCCAAUGUUUUGACUGGAAACUUAAAGAUGCGGGGAAGAUUGAUGUACAAGUUGUGAAGGGAUAUGCGGGAGCGGUGGCACACUCUCUUGUGUGUUAUCCUAUCACACAUUUCGAUCCAUUUAAGGCAUAA